AUGUUUCGUCAAUGCAAGAACCGACUGCAAUGUUCCGAUAAACCAAAUAUUAAUCAGAUAUUUUUAUCAAUUGAUAAUGAAUUAAAAAAUAUAUAUCAUACAUUAGAUAAAUUAUUUAAUGAAAAUCUUUUAUUAAAAGCUCAAAUUGAUAAAUUAGAAAAACGACAUGAAUAUUGGAUUUCCAAUGAACAAAUUUAUUUAUUAAAACGUAUUGAAAAAUUAGAAAAUGAUAAUCUUCAAUUACGUGAAAUUUAUCAAACUUAUCAUAUACAAAAUGAAAAAUGUAUACGAUCAAUAACUGAUCUAAUUAUAAAAAUACUCUUAACUCAACAGGAACUCAGAAAACAACAUAUUGAGCGACAUAAUACAAAUGAUACGGCUCACUGGAGGAAAAAACAACAGAAAAAUGAAUCACUUCGUCGAAGUACAACUUGUAUAUUAUGUCCUGUUGCUUGUAAUACAUCGAAUAAUAAUGAACAUACUACUAAUAAUGAAUUCAUAUGGUCUCAUCAACAAUCGAUGAUUGUUGAAGAUCAAGAUCAAAAAACAACAAAUCAAUCAUCGGAAUUAGAUAAUUAUUCAUCAACACUGGCUACUAUUAAGUCUAAAACCGAUAAAUCAUCAACUUCUUCAACAAAUAAACUUUAUUUUAUUUUAAAUAAUCAAACAACAACAUCAGAAAAAUCUACAGAAAAAAAUAAUCAUCAUUUAUCAAAUAUUAAUAUCGUAUCUCUUGAUGAUUCUCCUCAUAAACAACAAUCAUCAAAAACAUUGAAUAAAAAUCGAUCAAAACAACAACAAACUAACACAAAUUAUUCCAAUCAUGAAAGGUCAUCAAUACAAACAUCAUCAUAUCGUACAACAAAGACGACAACACCAUCAAUAUCAAAACCAUCUCGUAUUCCAAUAAUUAAACCUCAUCCAUUGCCAACAACAAAUAAUCAACAACAUCCACAUGUUCCUACGAUUACAAAUCAAAAGAUAACUUCAUCAUCACAAAUAAUUCAUAAAUCAUCUCGUCCUCUUUUUACAUCAACAAAACCAGCUCAAUCAUUUCCAUCGGUUCGUAUUAUACCAACAAUUAAAAAUAAACCAAAUAUUAUCAUUACAAAACCAAUAAUAAAUAAUACUAAAAAACAUAUAUCUUCUAUUGUUCAACAACAACCAGCACGUGUUUCUGAUAUUGAUGUAUUAAUAGCUGAACAAAAAAAAAAUAAAAACAUAUCAAAAUUACCUGUUAAACCAAUAAUUGUUUCACCUUCACCUAUAAUUAAUAAUAUUCAACCAUCAUUAUUUUCAAAAGAUACUGUUAAACGUAUUCGAACUGUUCGUAGUCAUGAAUUAAAAUUAUUUUCAUGUCAUUUAAUACCAGAAAUAUCAGAUAAAAUAUCAUCUCAAACAAAUGAAUCACUUUCAACUUUAACACCAACUUCAUUAGAAUCUAUAACAGAUAAUAAUAAUAAUAAAUCUAUUAAUGAUCAAUUACAAAAUACAAAUAAAUCAUGUUCAAAUAUUUCUACUGAUAUGAGAGAUUUUUCAGAAGAUAGUCUUAAUGAACAUGAUCAUAUUCAAAGAUUACUUAAACAAAAUACAUCAAUCAAUACAACUAAUAUACAAACUGAUUCAUUGAAUAAUACUAUUCAAAAUGAAAAUAUUGGAAAAGAAUAUUUUCUUUCAAUUGUUGAUAAUUUAAAUCCUGAACAUAAUCGAUUAUCAUCAUCAUCAUCAUCAAUCAAAUCUCGAGCAAUGUCAUUAUUACGAAAACCAUUUGUACAUCGUUUAAUAUUUCCAGAACGUCUUGGUCGUAUGAUAUUUUAUCGUCGUAUAUUAUCUGAUUCUGAUAUUUAUCAAAAAAUUUGUUCAAAAGAUAAUGAAAUUUAUCAUAAUGUCUAUCAUUUAGAUACAAUACGUGAUUAUUCAAUGGAAUUUUAUAUGUUAACAACUUAUACUUCAGAUUCCGAAUUACGUGCUUGGAUUGAUAGUAAUGAUGAUAUAGUAGAUAGUAUUUAUCAUAGUGAUGAAAAUUUUUUUCAACAAAAUAAUGAAAAUCAAAUAAAAUCUAUUCAUAGUCAAGAUAGUCUUAAUCAACAAGAUGAACUUCAUUGGUAUUCUGAACUUGAAAUAGUUCAUCCAUCAUUAAAUAAUCAACAAAAAACACAUGAAAAUACAUCGGAUUAUUCUACUGAAGUUCAUAUCGAAGAAUUAUUACAUCAUAAAGAGUCUUCUCCAUCAAAUCUACCAACGAUUAUUUCAUCUGAUUCAAUCGAUUUAAUUGCUUCUUCAUCAAUUCUACCAAAUGAUACUUCUAAUAAACUUCAUUCAAUUUCAUUACCUUCUAAUAUUACUAAUGAAACUAAUUCAUUACUUGAAGAAAUUUUUCCUGCUUUAUCUACACAUCGUUCAUCAAUAUCUAGUACUAUUCCACAACAACAACAAACAAAUAUUGAUCAAUAUGAAAAUGAUUCAACAUCAUCAAUAAUUACUGAAGAAUUUAAACAUGAUUUUUAUUAUUUAUGUCCAGUGACAAAUACAACAAAUUUUUCAAAAAAUGAUUAUAAACCUUUAUUUCAUGAUUUUUAA
Molecule: messenger RNA, 2580 nt
Organism: Rotaria sp. Silwood1
Lineage: Eukaryota; Metazoa; Rotifera; Eurotatoria; Philodinida; Philodinidae
Source: the annotation of a GenBank genome assembly